Messenger RNA from Zonotrichia albicollis (white-throated sparrow), 1803 nucleotides. NCBI's taxonomy places the organism in Eukaryota, Metazoa, Chordata, Aves, Passeriformes, Passerellidae. The record is from RefSeq and is a predicted model, not a curated record.
GUCACUACCUGUUUUGUGAGCUUUUCAUUAAGAGUCAUUGUCAAAAAUUAAAAGAGCUGUUUCGAAGAAGCAAACUUUUACGAGAGUCAUGGUUUGUGAAUUCACCUGCCAAAGACAGACUACCACUUUCCUUGACAUCAAAACAGAACCAAAUUUAUACACACUUCAGACUUUGCUCAUGGCUUCUUGGUUCAAUAAAAAAAGACGGGAAUUAAAUAGUUUCCUUGUUGUACUCCCAAGGGAAUCCCGCUAAGUUAAAGCACAUUUUAAUCUCUUGAGCCGGCAGCUUUAUUAGUAAGCGUUCCCCAAUCUUCGGGGAAAUCUAAUUUCACAAAUAGAUCAGAGUCACUUCAAACGCAGCUUUCAGUUGCCAUCCACCGGGGGACAAACGGGGAGGAGGAAGUUUGUCAGAAAAGACCCUCUCUGAGCCCAAGAGUGAUUACUAGAGGUGUCUCCAUCGACUGCCACCCACCUAAAGUCGAUAGUACUCAGAUGAGUACGCCGGUGUGGACUAUAUAAGAGAAGCGCAUGGCCCUGAAGGGCGCAUCCCCCAUCUCCGGGCGCAGCACCGAGCGCCCCACUCCGCGCCCGGCGGAGCCUCCGCGGGCACUCGGGCUCUGCACCGGCGGCACCGCAGCUCGCUCCGCAGCCCGCACACACCCGGCUGCGCUCGCCUCUGCCUGAAGCGCCGCAGAGAUGCGAGGGGCGAAGAAGCGGCAGGCGCUGCCCGCCAUCGUGCUCCUGCUGCUCGCCUCGGCCCCGCCGCCGCCGGGCGCCGAGGGCAGGGACGUGCCCGCCGCUGGAGCCGAGCGGGGGGCGCUCCUCGACAUCCUCCUGCAAGCCCUGGGCGACGAGGGCCGCCCGCUGCCGCCCCGCCCGCCGCGCAGGGAGCGGGUGAUCUCCCGGCGCUACAGCGGCGGCGGUGCCCCUCCGACAGAGCCCCGCGCCGCCGCCGCCGCCGCCGCCGCCCCGCCGCCCCCGCGGCUCCUCGCCGCCGCCCGGCACGGAGAAAUUUUUCCAAGAGAUUCCAGUCUAAAAGACAAGUUCAUAAAACAUUUUACAGGGCCAGUCACAUUUUCCUCAGAGUGUAGCAAGCACUUUCAUCGACUGUAUCACAACACAAGGGACUGCUCAACACCAACCUACUUUCUACCAAGGAGAGAAUUCUGAUUUGCCAAGAAAGUGCCUUGAAAUCUUCAAAAAUGGAGAAGACAUCUUUUAUCUUUUUGAUUUACAAUGUUUUGUUACUAGAUGCAUUUUAUUUUCAUAUAUUUGUCCGACAUUCCAUAUUUGUGUGAAACAUUAUUUUAUUUUGUAAAUUUGUUGCCUAUAGUUCAGACAAGCCAAUUAUUUAAAUACAUUGUAUAUGAAGAAUACUAAUGAUGUACUGAUUAAAUGUUAUAACCGUAUGCAGGGAGUUGGUAAAAUUUUGCUGUUUCUCUUGUUCCGUUGUAUUGACAUCGUUCUGCUCAGGCUCUUACUCUCAUUAUUUGCACUAACUUGAAAUGCAGAAGUCUGUGUAACUGAGAUCUGAAUAAGCUGUAAGUGGGGAAGUUUUACUUGCCAUGGAAGAUAUUUUAUAUUAUGAAGCUUUGUUAAUAUAUACAUAUAUAUUAUUGUGCAUCAGAAAAAAAUAUGCUCAGAAAUGCACCUUGCUUUCAGGAACAUUUGUAUGACUAUUCUGGAUUUUCAUCAGUUACAUUUGUACUGGCACUUAUGGAAAGAGUUGCAAAUAAUGUAAAUAUAAAGACUGGAAAACUGCAAUGCAGUUUUGGUGGAAUAAAGAACAUAAAAAUAAACUAU